UUUCCGCCAUUUCUAAUCUCACUGGGUUUACAGAAUAUCCAUACGCAGGUGAAGAAAGGGAAAGGAAAGGAAAGGAAAGGAAAGGGAAGGAAAUAAACUUGGGCUUGCUUUACUCGUGUAAUAACAAACCCCCAUGUCGUCUAAUAAUGUGUCCGUAUCGGCGGCCUCCCCGCGCAAUGCGACGAAACGUCUGCUGAAGGAGCUCGCCGUCUGGGAGAAGGAGGCGCCGAACGAGACGGGGAUCGAGCGCCUGGGCCCGGUGAGCGAGGACGAGCUAUUGCGUUGGGAAGCCGUGAUCAACGGACGGGGUAUAGGAUCCGGCUACGAUGAAGGCCGUUGGCUCCUCAGCAUAUCGAUCCCGCCGUCGUACCCGCUGCAACCGCCCAAGAUCUCCUUCGAGACGCCGAUCGUGCACGCCAACAUCGCCUUCCGCAGCGGCGAGAUCUGCCUCGACCUGCUGAAAGAGGCGUGGACGCCGGCGUAUAGCGUGCUGGAGUGCGUGCGCGCCGUGCGGAUGCUGCUCAGCUGCCCCGAGACUGACAGCCCGCUCAACGUCGACGUCGCGGCCCUCAUACGCGGCGGCGACGUCCUGGGCGCCCGGCGUCUGGUCGAGUUCUGGGUCCGUGACGAGGCGGGACGAUACGAGGGCAGGUAGUAAGGGACGGAAUCUACCUAGGGUUUUUAAGUACCUAGGGAAGCGAAAGGAGAAGAGGAAGGAUGAUGAUGAUGAGUUGAUUGGCGGCUACUAUUAUGAAAGGAGACUGGUUUAUAAUCAUUUACGAACGGCAAACGGGAGAAAGGUGCAGGGUGACAAACAAGCUCGAACAUAGGACUCGAUGAUGAGGUAAAGGCGCUACAUAUUUGCACUUGCGGCUUGCACUUGGAAAGGGAUACGGUCGUCAGGGCCGUAGAUAAUUGGGAUGAGACACGGUGGCGUUUGUUGGAUUGCGAGAUCUUGGACUGCUGUCUCCAAUAUGUGACCUUGGUAUCGAACUGCUCUCUUAAAUUGAUGAUGACACGCCAUUCAUCUUAUCGUUU
This is a messenger RNA of Annulohypoxylon truncatum, 1038 nucleotides long. Its product is annotated as ubiquitin-conjugating enzyme/RWD-like protein. The coding region runs from base 134 to 655 and encodes 173 amino acids. Lineage: Eukaryota; Fungi; Ascomycota; Sordariomycetes; Xylariales; Hypoxylaceae. Gene Ontology annotation, cellular component: nucleus. The record is from RefSeq and is a predicted model, not a curated record. The transcript is spliced from 2 exons. Gene Ontology annotation, molecular function: ubiquitin conjugating enzyme activity. Gene Ontology annotation, biological process: protein polyubiquitination.